AUGGCUACAAAAUUUUCCGAGAUCCGUUUCAUUCUGAAAACUUCCCUUCCCGAGAUGCCUCUACCACAGAGCGGAAACGAGGUAAGCUUUUUGCUUUUAUGAUGCAAAACUUCUUCAGGAAAACGGACCGAGAAGCUUCACACCUUCUAAGAAUACUAUAUUCGUGAGGCCUGCCGAGGCUAAUGGAAUAAAAGAGGUAAUCAAAACUAUCUACGUCGGUGGAAAAUUGAGGGUUUUUUAAGCUUACUUUUUUUUGAGCCUCGUUAGCAUGAAGAAAUAUAUCAAAAUCUCUAAGGUAAAUAAAAACUUCCAAAAAAUGCUCACUCAUCAAAAACUGUAGUUGGACUCUUCACAGUGCCACCGCACGUUUUUUCCGGAAAAAAUUAUUUUACAGAACUUGAGCGAGAGAAGCUUCCAAGAACUCGGAGGACUGACCCCAAUAGAUUCACCUCCUCUGAUCCGUCAUAACAAAAGCGAGAAAAGUUUAGCGCCAAUUUCUAACAUUCAAGGUUACAUAUUGCAAACGUCUUUCAAAAUUUAGUAUUUCAGAAAAAAAUGGAAAAAUAAAAUCUCCGCAAAGCGCGCCGAACUUGCCGAUAUCACGAAAUUAUCCUACUAAAGAAGAAAAAGGUGAGAAAUAAAGAUUGAGCUUUUGAUGAAUGUUUUUAAGAAAAAGAGUCGGCUGAGAAAAACCAGGCGAUUGUGAGCUGUCCCUUCAAAAUCCUUGGAUGCCACAAAGAAGGCAGCGAAAAAGCAGUCAAAACGCAUAUUCGAGACGACAGGUGA
Molecule: messenger RNA, 786 nt
Organism: Caenorhabditis auriculariae
Lineage: Eukaryota; Metazoa; Nematoda; Chromadorea; Rhabditida; Rhabditidae
Source: the annotation of a GenBank genome assembly